AUGUCCCCUGCGCGCCGCCGGAGGUCACGUGACGCGGCAUGGACCCAUGCUGCGUGCCUUCGUGCGGGCGGCGCGGCGCAGACCUGCACGCCUUCCCGUCGCUGGGUCGCCGUCAUCCGCCUGCUGCGCGGCGGGCGUGCCGCGGGGCCGGGAGCACAGGAGCCGCAGCGCGGUGUGCGCCCACCACUUCCUGGAGCGACACUUCCGCAGGAGGAGGAGGAGCAGGCGGGGGAGGGGGCGUCCCAGCCCGCGCGUCCUUCGGUGUUCGAGCCGGGCCGCCGUCACCUCGUCAGCUACCAUCGGUCGGCCAUGAGCGGUCCCCUUGCAUCCAGUGCAUCUCAACUGGACGAAAAACGUAGCAUACACUCUGGCAACACCAAGCUCGAGGAGAAACUUCCUGAGCCUACAAAGGAUUUCCGUACUAAAGUGGGCAAAGUGCGAGAGACAACUGGUUUGAAGUGUCGGCGUUGUAAAAUCAGUUUCAGCAAACGAGGUGAAUUCGAGACACAUCUGCUUUCUCAUGUUCGUGUGCCUGUCAUUUUGGUUAAACGCUUGAGUGACCUUUACAUUUCAAGGGUAAUUGCAGCAGCAUCUGACUCCAUUAAGAAAGAGACAAAUAAUUGUGUUGCACGAAAGCGUACAAAAUCGUAUGUUAUUCAGAAAGAUUUUGCGUAUGAACCUCUAAAACUGACAUUAAAGCUGAAGGGUGACGAUAAACGGGGCGGCCUUUCACCAGAGACGGCGCCCAAGAAAGUUUUGUUUGGUCCCGGGGACUGCACGGUGAAGAAGGAAGAGAACUGCGAACAAGCGGGAGGGCGUGUGGAAGGACCGGGGCGCAACAAAGACAGGGUGGAGGACGAGGGGAAGACGUCGGGGCCGGAAGAGGCCUCGAGUGAUCAUGACAGCGGGAGUGGGGAGGAGGAUGGCCAGGCUGUGUUGCAAGGGGCCUCCAAGGAGACUUUAGAGACCCUAGAGACACUGCGACGACUAGGCGUCGUGCGGCUGCCAGGCCCCCGCAAACGGAGUAGCUCUAUUGUCUCUACAGCUCCACCCAGUGCACCACCGAGUCCCACCCCCAGCGAACUGUUGGGGCCCGAGUUUCUAGCUCCGGAGCGACCGUCGUGCCCGCCAACCCCGGCCAUGGUCGAGAAGAGCACUGCUGAUGACGAGCGGUCUCGCUCGCCAGAGUUCCCUUCUAAAGAUCAGAACUCUGAGUCCAGUGACGAGAACUCGGAUGCUGAUGAGCAACAGUAUGAAGAUGUGCCUUCUCCAGGAAGCAAGCAGAAGCAUAAUGAGGACUCCAACGAUAGUAAUUAUUCCUGGAAUGAUGGCACAGCAUACGAUGAAGGUGUUGGGAAUGAAGUCUGCGAAGAUGGUGAAGAGAAGGACCCACUCUUUCUUCCAGAACAGACUGCAGAUGAGGACAGAGUUUCCAAUGACGAAAACAGUGCAUCUGGUUACGAGUCUCUUUCUGCCAGAGGCGAUGACUCUCAGUCUGACAAAGAGUCGAAACCAAAGAAUCUUCCAAGUGCCGAAAGCUUAGGUUUAAGUUCGGAGUACAUUUCGCUCGAGCGUCUUGCCGAUAGUUCAAACAGUUGCAGCGUGUGCAAUGAAAAGUUCCCAGACCGUCUCUCUCUUUCCAAGCAUAAGGCCCAGGCAGGACACUUCCAGUGUGCUCACGGAGGGUGCGGGAUCGUGUGCGGGUCGACCGAUGAACUGAACGUGCAUCAAGAGAUGGCUCAUGGCCAAGCAGCCGUGGACGUAAAACCUUCUCCGGUGAAGCCUCCACCCGCGACAACUCAACAGGGCCCACAGAUCCACCCGAGACCAUUGAGUAACUUGGUGCAGCAACCGGUGUCUCCUCGCGCCCCAUGUCCUUCUUCGCUGCCCAUCCAGCAGACGGGAGUGCAGAAAAGAGCUGCUCCCACGAACGAGGAGGCGACUCCGUCCAGCAAACAACGUCGACUAGACAUGCUUCUUCCGGACAAACACGACGACGCAGACUGCCACGUCAUAGCACUGCAGAAGCGCACGGAGAGUGGGCCGGUCAUAAGCAACGUGGAGGGGCUCGUCAGCAGUCCGGACUCGAUGAUCCACCUGUCGGAUUCCAUCACUUUAUCGGUCAGGCAGCCCACGAACAACACUCCCAGCACCCCUCCUGCCGCCGCCAGCAAAGGGAAGAGUGACGCCAAGGCGGUGGCCAACAUCCUGGCGACCAGGGGCAUCACCGUGGUCCCGUCGGGCGGAGGGGCGAAACUCGGGCAGCCGAGUCCUCAGAAGCAGGUACUCCAGCGACCCACGGGGCAGCCAUCGCCCACCACAACAGCCUCCGUGGCUGCGUUGAAUCUCAACUCUGCCAUCUCCAUCAUCCCUGCGGCCUCUUCGCAGCCGGCGGCGGCACGCCAGCCGACGCAGGGCGGUCCCGGGGGCUUCGCCGUGCCCCAGGGGCGUGGCCCCACGUCUCGGCAGCAGCAGCAGGUGGUGGAGCGGCCUCCGCGGCCGCCCACGGUCGACCUGACCCAGGACACGCCCGCUCCUGCCCGGCGAGCCAUGCUGCAGCAGCAGCAGCCACAGCCGCCACCGUCGCAGUUCAUGGGGCGGGGCAGAGCAAGAGGCAGGCCGGUCAUGAGCCGCCACACCUGCCAGAUCUGCAGCAAGGUGUUCUCCACGCCAGAGAACCUCACAGCCCACAUGGCCCUGCACCGCAGCCCUGGCAAGCUGCCCUUCAGGUGCAACAACUGCCCCGCGCAGUACCCCACGCAGCAGGGGCUGAUGAUCCACCAGCAGGCGUGCCGCCGCGACCCGCCCCGCCAGCAGCCGGGCAUGAUGCCCCAGAUCGUGGAGAUGGCAGUGCCGCUCAUCAACAUGAAGAUCCCCGGGCUGAUGAACCGGCUGCGCUCGCUGGGCAUCACCAACUACAUCUCGUACUCGCAGUUCAUCAACAUGCCGGGCAACCACGUGGGGCUGCCCAUCGUGACGGUGGACGGCAGCCGGCUCCCGGCGCUCAACAACAUCACCCAGAUCGGGGCCACCGCCGUCAUAUCCUUCGGCCCCAUCAAGCCCCUCCCGCGAUGAUUCCUCCCGACGGACCGUCGCACUAGAGCAUAUAUUUUAAUGUUUUACUUUUGAAGAUGUUUAUGUACGGAGCUAGGUGCGCACUUGGAUCCCUUAGUUUAACCGUUGUUACACGACUCAUCACCGACUUCUAGUUUAGUGCAGUUGAAAAAUAUAUAUGUAGCAAAGCGUACCUCUUUGACCGCUGCAUACAUGCGUGAUCAUGAUUUGUGGUGUGAAAUUUUGUUGUAAAUUUUAAUUACGUACAAGAAAAUUAUAAUGGAUUAAAAUUUAUAUUUUUUUAAUUCAAAAGACUUUUAAUGUUUUUGUUUCUUUUUUUCUCUUAAAACUGUUGUUGUUACGAUAGACAUAAUUUUUUUUUUGUUUGGCAGUGAAUUCCUAUGAGAAAAUUUUAGACUAGGUCUUCAUGCAAAAGUUAUUAGUAACAGUGUUCAGUGUUAACUUUAUAUCUGUUGAGUAACUAUACCGUUCAGACAACAAGAAUACAAUUUUUUUUUUUAGUAGUGUUUGAAGAAAUAUUUUUCCAUUCUGUGGCCUUGUGUUUUUUUGUCACAUUUGUCUUCGUCAAUUAAUAUUUACUUGUCACAUGAGCGUAUUACAAGAAUUCUAAUGGCAGACGUGUUAUUAAAACUUAAGUACUUCUUAAGGACCCCUGUACUUCAUCUUCACCACUAUCAAGAGGUAGAAAACUAUUUCUAAUAUCACAAAAUUUCUCAAGAAAAUAACAGCGUUAAAUAUUUAAUGCAAAACCACUUCCUUAGUUAGUUAAAUUCCCUUUUGUCAAUAAUUAUCUCUGGAACGCAUAUCUAACCAAAGCAUAGUAGCUAUUUGAUAUUUGAAGCCCUUUUGAUCACAUUUAGAGGGAGGCCUUACAAAUUCUCAAAUGAAAUUCCCUGACUUUUCCAGAUUCUUCACUGUUACACUACUUUACUUUUAAAAAUUAAUCAGCAUUAUUUUUAAUGUUGAGAAUUCAACAGACAAAUGAGUAAACAAAGAUUAUUGUGUGUUAUGUUUUUAGGGGCUUUUCAAACUUUUAAGGUAAUUUUAAUUUUUAUAGCCAUGAAUGUUACCAAUAUGUAUUUACCUAACCAAGUAUAACUCAAGAGUGUUUCGGGAUAAAAAAAAAUUGUUACGACAUCCAUUUUAUCCUAAAAAAAAUUACUAAGCCAUUUUGAUUUGUUAGAAAUACUGUAUUCAAAAAUUUGUUUAACCUGUCCAAAGCAAAAUAAUUUUUGGUUAAAGGAAUAAUAUUUAAUACAUCAUAUUUUAUACAAAUUGACUAUGUUAUGAUCACAAGACAUUUUUAAAAUAAAAAGAAAUUGUUCAUGGUCAAAUGUCGAGGAAGAGCAAUGUGUUUUAUUUGUGUGAUCCAGUUGACAUUCUGUAUAUAAUACAGCAAAAGCUGUAGCUAAACAAACUUGCUUCCUUUCUGUAACAGUGUAAUUUAACCUUGUACUCUCGAGACUUUGUACUAUUGUAUAUACAUGAAGAUUUUUGUACUUAUGUAUAGUAGAAAUAAAAUUCAUUUCAUAAAUCUU
Molecule: messenger RNA, 4613 nt
Organism: Bacillus rossius redtenbacheri
Lineage: Eukaryota; Metazoa; Arthropoda; Insecta; Phasmatodea; Bacillidae
Exons: 6
Coding region: 1-3075 (1024 amino acids)
Biological process (GO): regulation of transcription by RNA polymerase II
Cellular component (GO): nucleus
Molecular function (GO): RNA polymerase II transcription regulatory region sequence-specific DNA binding; DNA-binding transcription factor activity, RNA polymerase II-specific
Source: RefSeq, a predicted model, not a curated record